AAUAAAUUGAAAAUGCCUUAAUUAAGUUUCACAUCUUUUUAUCUCCAUUCAAAUUCAUAUAAUCAAUUCAAUCGAUCGAUCAGUUAUAAUUCUGAUCGAUCGGAAACCCUAAUUUAAUCUAUACAUACACAUUUUUACUAGUAUCUAUCUUCUAUAUAAUAAUAAAGUUUUGAAAUUUAGGGUUUAGUAGUAGUAGUAAUGGUGAUGGCGGCCGGCGGCGAUGAUACUCGGCGGGCACAUGCUGCGAUGACGAUGGUGCAGCUAUUUGCCGGCGGAUCGCACGUGAUCACAAAAUUGGCCCUAAAUUUCGGAGUUAGUAGGCUUGUGUUUUGUGUGUAUCGUGAUGUGCUUGCGUUGAUGAUUCUUGCUCCCAUUGCUUAUUUUCGUGAAAAGAGAACCAGACCACCUAUAACCAGGCGUUUACUCAUGUCAUUCUUCUUUCUUGGGUUAACCGGGAUAUUUGGAAACCAGCUUUUGUUUCUCUUUGGUCUUGGCUACACUACUCCAACAUAUGCUGCAGCUGUACAGCCUUCGAUUCCUGUCUUUACAUUUAUAUUUGCUACUAUUAUGGGUACAGAAACGGUGAAUUUGCUCCGAACUGAAGGUCAGGCGAAGGUUGGAGGUACAUUUGUUUGUGUUUGUGGAGCCAUCUUCAUGGUUAUGUUCCGGGGACCAGUAGUAUUCGGUUAUUUAGAAAACGACCUAUCGAUACAUAACGAAAUUAGCGCAAAGGGUCAACCAGAGCCAGCUGGAUGGUUGUUAUCUAUCUUUAUUGGUCUUGGGCUUGACAAUUGGCAUCUUGGCGUCCUAUGCUUGAUAGGGAACUGCAUGUGUAUGGCAGCCUUUCUAGCUAUUCAGGCUCCAGUUUUGGCCAGGUAUCCUGCAAGCCUAUCGGUUACAGCAUACUCGUACCUUUUUGGUGUUAUUUUUCUGGUGUCAACAGCGUUCGUCAUGAACAAUGAGUCAACAGACUGGAGUUUGACUAAAUCUGAGUUUUGGGCAGUACUUUAUGCUGGAACCAUCGCAUCUGCCUUAAAUUAUGGUCUUUUGACAUGGUCCAACAAGAUCUUGGGACCUGCUCUGGUUGCACUUUAUAAUCCACUUCAACCUGCUGCAUCUGCAUUUUUGUCAAGACUUUUCCUCGGAAGCCCAAUAUAUAUGGGAAGCAUUGUAGGAGGAUUUCUGAUCAUAUCAGGGCUUUAUCUGGUCACUUGGGCAACAUAUCGUGAAAAACAACAGGCAGUUUUGGGAGGCCGCCAUUCCCGGUCAUCUGAAUUGCCAUUGAUAGGUCAAAUUUUAUCUGGGACUCCAACCUCGCUACCAAAGAUUGUGGAUUGACAGGUUUCAAAUGAUGGUUAUUUUCUGGAAUUUUCUUCUAGAUCUGUAGGAAUAUACUCGAGUAGGAAUGUUCAUCUUAGGAUUAUACAGAAUCGCCAAAAGUGACAUAUCAUUAACCAUACAUUAUUCCUUCAACCCUAGAGUUGGGUACUUUAUUGAUACUAUUAAAUUGUUUGCAUGGAAUUUGACAUUCUAAAUUUAAACCUUUAUUUUGACGAGAUCAAA
Messenger RNA from Erigeron canadensis, 1563 nucleotides. RefSeq names its product WAT1-related protein At4g19185-like. Gene Ontology annotation, molecular function: transmembrane transporter activity. Bases 199 to 1338 code for a protein of 379 amino acids. Gene Ontology annotation, cellular component: plasma membrane. The record is from RefSeq and is a predicted model, not a curated record. The transcript has 7 exons. Lineage: Eukaryota; Viridiplantae; Streptophyta; Magnoliopsida; Asterales; Asteraceae.